AUGGCCGACCUGCUACCAGGUAUCGUGGAAUCGGGCGCGGAAGCGCAGCAACUGGCCACGGGGUUCGGGUUCACCGAGGGGCCACUGUGGCACCCGGACGGAUACUGGCUCUUCGUCGACAUUCGAGCGUCCCAGGUGCACCGGAUGACGCCCGAAGGCACGACCGAGAUUUUUCGGGACAACAGCGGCGGCUCCAACGGGCUGACGUUCGACACCGCCGGAAACCUGGUCCUUUGCGAGGGAGACAACCGUCAGAUUUCCCGCCGGAAUGCCGACGGUUCAUACACCGCCAUCGCCACACACGUGGACGGCAAACGCAUCAACCGCCCCAACGACGUGGUUGGCCGGUCGGAUGGCUCGCUCUACUUCACCGACCCAAACGGGAGGCUGACGCAGGAGGAGCGGGAGUUGGAUUUCAGCGGCGUGCACCGGGGUCUCGCUGACCGCCAGCCACACCAUCGCCACCCGCGACACUGA
Geodia barretti is the source of this 477-nucleotide messenger RNA. The record is from the annotation of a GenBank genome assembly. NCBI's taxonomy places the organism in Eukaryota, Metazoa, Porifera, Demospongiae, Tetractinellida, Geodiidae.